AUGAGGCGAAGAAGAAGAAGACGAAGAAGAAGGUGAUGAUGCGGAUAGUGCGUACGAUGUGACGACGUUCAGAAUUAUUUUUACUUAAAAUGUGUAUUUAUCGUUUAUUAUUCGCGACUAAGCGUUAACACUAACAUUUGUCUGAAUAAAACAAAGAACUUUAGUAAAAAUAGGUGGUAAAAUAGCUAAUUUUGUGUUAAAUGUGAUUUAAUAAGAAAAGGAACGCGUAGCAUAGUGGCUAACGUAAACAUCUUACGUAAUUGAUCUUUACAUUAAUCUACAAAUAGCUUGUUUUCAAAUAUUAAGAAAACAUGACCGACUCCAAAGGGAAAGCUUUGUGUCAGAGGUCUGAUGUCAGUACAGUUGCUGUCAGGCAGCCUGUGGAAGAACUAAAGAGGAAGAUUCUUGAUGAAGAUCAAUAUAUAGAGAGUUUGGAGAAGAUCAUCCAGAGAGACUUUUUCCCAGAUGUCUCCAAACUUCAAGCCCAGAAAGAUUAUCUGGAAGCAGAAGAGAAUGGAGAUCUGGAACGGAUGAGAGAGAUAGCCAUCAAGUACGGGUCUGCGAUGGCUAAAUACACCCCACGCACCUAUGUGCCCUAUGGGACCCCUUUGACAUUUGUGACCCCAGAUGUUCGGAGUGCAUCACCUUCAUGUUCACAAAGCAAACACAGAGCAGCGAAAGAGGACGGAAAAGUUGGUGAAACAGACGAGGAAAAGGAGCUUCCGUGCUUAGACCGUUUUCUUGCUAAAAACACGAGUGAGGACAACGCAUCCUUUGAGCAAAUAAUGGAGCUUGCAGAUGACAAGGACAAAUUGAGGCAUGCAUGGCUGUAUGAGGCGGAAAAUGAAUACAAAGAGAGGCAUGAGCAGAACCUGGCUCUGCCAUCCACAGAGAAGCAGGCGCUUGAAUGCACAAAGGCGGGAUUGGAAACAUGGCAGUACAAGGCCAAAAACGCACUCAUGUAUUAUCCUGAAGGUGUAAAAGAUGACACGCUGUUCAAGAAGCCGCGGGAAGUUCUGUACAAGAAUACACGGUUUGAUGUUGACCCCUUCUGUAAAGCCCUGAACAAAUCUCAAAUCCAACAAGCUGCUGCACUCAAUGCACAGUUUAAGCAAGGCAAGGUUGGUCCAGAUGGCAAAGAGCUCCUACCUCACGAAUCCCCCAAAGUAAAUGGAUAUGGAUUUGAGGGAGCACCCUCCCCAGCUCCAGGUGUUGCAGAGUCUCCCUUGAUGACCUGGGGUGAGAUUGAAAGCACCCCCUUUCGUCUGGAUGGUUCGGAAACUCCUCUUGUGGAAAGAAGUCACGGUCCAACAUUCAAGAUUCCUGAGCCUGGGAGAAGAGAGAGACUGGGACUGAAAAUGGCAAAUGAAGCUGCGGCAAAAAACAGAGCAAAGAAACAAGAGGCACUGCGCAAAGUCACAGAAAAUCUCGCAAGCCUCACUCCAAAGGGACUGAGCCCCGCAGCACUGUCUCCCGCCCUUCAGCGUCUAGUAAACAAAUCAUCCAGCAAAUUCACAGAUAAAGCCUUGAGGGCCAGCUACACCCCAUCUCCAGCACACGGAAGCAUCGGCUCCAAGACUCCACUCGGAGACCUGGCCACUCCCUCCUCCAGCACACCAACACCUGGUAAAUCCCGAACACCAGCCAAUCAGGACCCAGCCUCCAUCACAGACAACCUUUUACAACUCCCCAAAAGGAGAAAAGCCUCAGAUUACUUCUGAAGCAGCAGCACAAACACAGACUUCAUAAGGACAUUUACAUGACCUUAAUUUAGACCAUAGUUCAUUUGUUUUUAUUUUUUUUUUAUUUGCAAAGCAUUCACACAUCAGCUGAUUCAAAAAGAUGAAUUAGAUAUGUAGCCAAGAGUGCUCCAAAAUGUCACCUGUAAUGCAUUGUUGAAAAUAUUGAAUAUGAAAAUCAGGAACCAUUUUAGAGAGAAGUUGAUUCUGUGCUCCUCCUGAAUUCUGAGCAUCUUCUUGAUACUGAAGUCAUCACAAGAGACAAUAAAGAGAAGUUAUAAUACAGAAUGCUGUUUUUGUUAUUAGUUUGCCAUCCUUAUUGUAUGUGAUUUGUUGGCAGACUCCAAAGUCUAAAGCCUUUGUUCUGAAGUCUUCAUCUAGAAGCAGGUUUACACAUUUCAGAUCUCUGUGGGCAAUGUGCUGGUCAUGGAAGAACUUCAUGAUAAGGAGUUUAUUGAAGAAAUCUUCAGGUGUGCAUUGAUAGAUUCUAGCAGGUCACCUGGAACUUUAAACUUCUCAAAGUUUCAAAAAAACGUCAGAGGUUUUCACAAUUUAGCCACCUAGUGAUUUCAAGGUCUCUUGGAAAAAACUGAAGAAUGGUGGUAGUUUUUAACAGGGUUUGGUAUUGAUACAGAUUUCCCAAUUUGAUUCUGAUUCACAAGCUCUUGAUUCGAUUCAUGAGUACAUUUCUGUUACAAUGUUCAUUUUGCUUUACAUAUGAAAGAAAUUGUCAGCUAAUGCUCUUAAUUAUAAAGGAACCUUCUAGGCAACCCCUCUAGGUAAAAUGCGAAAAUCGUAAUUAUACCGAUUAUAUUUUAUCAUUGGUUUUUCAUGAAACUGGUCACAUUUUAGCUUAUGAAAAAAAAAUUCAGUCUAUUCAUCAAUUAAUGUCUUGAAAUUUCAUAUUAUGUUGCAUAUAUAUUUUUGUUUCAUUUUUAUUGUAUACUUGCAUAAUUUGUACUUUUUAUAAGUAUUUACAUUGAUAUGUAGAACACAUGCUAAAUAGGUACUGUCUCUUUAAGACUACAAGCAUCAGCCAGUGAGUGCAUAUAAGUAGAGAAGACCUGCAUGGUUUCUUUAGCACAUCCAUGUGUGAUUAGCAUUAAUAAUAAUUUUUUUUUUUUUUAUUUAUUUUUUUUUUUAAAUCAGCAACUGCCUGUAAAGAACAGAAAGAGUAUUAAAAGAGACAUUAUUCAA
Molecule: messenger RNA, 2936 nt
Organism: Myxocyprinus asiaticus (Chinese sucker)
Lineage: Eukaryota; Metazoa; Chordata; Actinopteri; Cypriniformes; Catostomidae
Gene: ess2
Product: ess-2 splicing factor homolog
Exons: 10
Coding region: 312-1721 (469 amino acids)
Cellular component (GO): catalytic step 2 spliceosome
Source: RefSeq, a predicted model, not a curated record